This is a messenger RNA of Aspergillus mulundensis, 1620 nucleotides long. Its product is annotated as pseudouridine synthase PUS2. Gene Ontology annotation, biological process: mRNA pseudouridine synthesis; tRNA pseudouridine synthesis. Gene Ontology annotation, cellular component: nucleus. NCBI's taxonomy places the organism in Eukaryota, Fungi, Ascomycota, Eurotiomycetes, Eurotiales, Aspergillaceae. The record is from RefSeq and is a predicted model, not a curated record. The transcript has 3 exons. Bases 1 to 1620 code for a protein of 539 amino acids. Gene Ontology annotation, molecular function: pseudouridine synthase activity; RNA binding.
AUGCCAGAUAAGAGAGCGCGGAAUGAGCGAGCGGAGCAGGCGAAGCGAAGGAAAUUAGACAAUGGCGAGGAGGUUGUUGCACCGAUAUAUGCUACGGAGUUUUCCCAGGAGGAUAUUGAGAACGAGCAGCGGCGGCCGAAGAAGAAGGUCGCUGUGCUGAUUGGGUACUCGGGAACGGGUUACAAGGGAAUGCAAUUGAGCACAACUGAAAAGACAAUUGAAGGAGAUCUGUUCACUGCGUUUGUGGCAGCCGGCGCAAUUUCAAAGGCCAACGCGGCCGACCCGAAGAAGUCGUCCCUCGUCCGUUGCGCACGCACAGACAAAGGUGUCCAUGCCGCCGGAAACAUUGUCUCGCUGAAGUUGAUCGUCGAGGACCCCGACGUUGUCGAGAAGAUCAACGCAAACCUCAGUUCUCAGAUUCGUGUUUGGGGCAUUCUAGUCACCAACAAGUCGUUCAGCAGCUACCAGCUGUGCGACUCCCGUAUCUACGAAUACCUCAUUCCAUCGCACUGCUACCUUCCCCCGCACCCAAACACGUACCUGGGGAAGAAGCUUGUGGAGAUCGCCGAGAAGGAGGGAGACCUGGAAGCACACAAAGCGCGCCAGGAGGAGGUUGCCACCUACUGGGAGGAGAUCGACGAGAAGGUCAUACAGCCGCUCCUGGCAACUUUCCCAGAGGAGAUUCGCAAGCCCGUUGAGAAAGCCCUGCACAUGGACGACGAAACCGACGGCGUACCAGAGACUGAGGGAGAGCAAGCAACAGAGGCCGAGACCCCUGCAGCCACCGAGCCCUCGUCUGAAUCAAAACCAGCCGAGUCCGAGCCCUUAGAUGAAGCUGCAAUUGCCUUCCGCAAGCAGAUUUAUGAGGCCGUCAAAACCGUCAAAGUUGCGUACCUUAAGGCCCGCCGUGAAUAUCGCAUCCCGCCUGCCCGUCUCGCCCGCAUCCAACAGGCUCUGGACCAGUACGUUGGCACAAAGAACUUCUACAACUACACCAUCCAGAAACAGUACCGCGACCCUUCCGCCAAGCGUCACAUCAAGUCCUUCCAGCUCAACCCCAAGCCCAUCAUUAUUGACGGCACCGAAUGGCUCAGUCUGAAGGUGCACGGGCAAAGUUUCAUGAUGCAUCAGAUCCGUAAGAUGGUCGCUAUGGCUACAAUGGUUGUCCGCUGCGGCUGUGACCCUAAGCGUAUCUCUGAAUCGUAUGGUGCAUUCAAGAUGGCGAUUCCUAAGGCCCCAGGGCUAGGACUGCUUCUUGAACGGCCGGUUUUCGACGCUUAUAAUAAAAAGGCGGAGGAUCUGAAGAAGGAUCCGAUUGAUUUUAGCAAGUACGACAAGGAGAUGAACGAGUUCAAGCAGCGGGAGAUCUACGAUCGGAUCUUCAGGGAGGAAGAGCAGACUCAUACCUUUUCCUCGUUCUUCAACCACAUUGACCACUAUGCCCAGGAGGAGUUCCUCUAUAUCACCUCCGGUGGCAUCGCCGCAGCCAAGCCCGCUAGUACCCCCGGAGAAAAUGCGGAUGCCAUGUUCAAUGCGCCUAAGCGAAAGUCCGCCCGGGAAGCACUGGCUGAGGUGGAGCAGGAAUCAGAGGAUGAACAAAAUGGCCCGGAGGACAACUAA